This is a messenger RNA of Pyricularia oryzae 70-15, 1203 nucleotides long. RefSeq lists its product as uncharacterized. The transcript is spliced from 2 exons. The record is from RefSeq and is a predicted model, not a curated record. Lineage: Eukaryota; Fungi; Ascomycota; Sordariomycetes; Magnaporthales; Pyriculariaceae. The coding region runs from base 70 to 1065 and encodes 331 amino acids.
GCUCCAUUCAUUUCACCACCCACUCCUUCUAAAAAUCAUAAGACAUUUUUUUUCUUUUUCACAGCCAAAAUGAAGACGACAUUCACCGCACUCCUCGCCCUCGUGGCCGUGGCCCAGGGCGCCAAGCAGGCAAAACAAGAGGACGGCAAAGGGAGCCAAGGAGCGCAGAUCGUAGGGGUCAGCAACAACGCGGCGGCCAAGAACGGCACGGCGAGCAGCGGCAACGGGAAGCAGGCACAGGCGGGCCCCAGCGCGGACGCGUGCGCGGCGGGGGCGAUCCUGGCCAUGGGCAUCAACACCAACAUUGCGGACCAGCAGAUGGAGCUGCAGGCCGUGGGCAACGUGCAAAAGGCGCUGCAGGCCAACGACGCCAACGCGUUCGCGCAGGCCAAGGCCACGCUGCUGCAGUUUGUGCAGAACGGCAUCGCCAUCCGCCAGGCGAACCAGCAGAUCGCCCCGGCGGGCAACCCGGCCAUCGCCGGGCUCGACGUUGUCGCCAACGCCCAGCUGACCGAGCUCGGCUUGGCGAACAACCUCACUGGCAACGCCGCCACCGACAAUGCCAUUCUUCAGGAGCUGACCAAGGACUUUACUGGCGGUAUUGAGCAGAACAAGAAGAAUGCGGCUGCUGCUACACAAGGUUGCCCCGGUGGUGCCGGUGCCGGUGCCGGUGCCGCAAAUGGUGCUGCCAAGGCCGGCGACGCCAAGGCCGGUGCCGACAAGGGCAAGGACGCCAAGGCUGGAGCGGACAAGAACAAGGGCGCCGCCGAUGACAAGAACAAGGGCGCCGCCGAUGACAAGAACAAGGGCGCCGCCGAUGACAAGAACAAGGGCGCUGCCGACGACAAGAACAAGGGCGCUGCAAAGGCCGGCGAUGCAGCCAAGGCCGGUGAUGCCGCCAAGGCUGGUGGUGCAGCAAAGGCUGGUGACGCCGCCAAGGCCGGUGAUGCCGCCAAGGGCCAGGCCAAGAUUGUGCAAAAGUCUGUCAACACCGAGGAGGAUGACGAGGAGGAGGAGGAGGAGUCCGCACCCCCUGUCCGCCGCCGUCGCUUUGUCCAGUGGUAGACGUUUCUUGUCUUGUACAGGCAUGAUCCUCUUAUUGUUUCGGUCGAAGCACCCCCCCUUCUCUUCUGUCAUUUAUAUACAUUUUUUUACUUUGGAUGAAAGCAACUCAUGGCUGAGUCGGACUGUUGUUGUUAUGGC